Messenger RNA from Fonticula alba, 4260 nucleotides. RefSeq lists its product as hypothetical. The transcript has 7 exons. The record is from RefSeq and is a predicted model, not a curated record. Bases 1 to 4260 code for a protein of 1419 amino acids. Lineage: Eukaryota; Rotosphaerida; Fonticulaceae. Gene Ontology annotation, molecular function: GTPase activator activity. Gene Ontology annotation, biological process: regulation of small GTPase mediated signal transduction.
AUGAGCACAUCGGACUUCGCGUCCAGGAUCCCCUCCGAGGAUGAUGUGAACCUGUACAGCUCAUACGGCGGCUCGGCCUCGGACGUCAACCGCUCGCCCGGGCUCUCGUCCUCUCCCCCCCCGGACUUCCACCGACUGUCGCGCCAGUGCAGCGAGAGCAGCUACCAGGAUAGCAAUGCCUCCCCCUACCAGCGCCCCCACCCCGGGGCCCAUGCACACCAUGCCGGGCCCAAUCCCCUGGAGGUGGAGUUCCCGGCGGACAUCCUGGCCGAGCAUCUGUCCCGUGUGGCGGAUGAAACCCGCCGCCGGGCCGCCGACGACCUGUCGCGCAACCUCCGCCCCCGGAGCAUGCUCCUGCCCCUGCAGCUGGCCAAUCCCUCGCUGCCGGCCGGGCACUGGACACGCCGGGCCUCGCACGCUGGGCUCCUGUCGGCCACGGCCGGGCCCGGGUCCUCCGGGUCUCCCGCGCCCGGGGGCCCUGGUGUCUUGUCCUUCGGCGGCGGGGGGUCCCCUCGCGGUGGCCCGGGCCGGGCUGGCCGGGCCCGGUCCGGGUCCCUCGGCUCCAUCGAGCUCUUGACCACGGCCGCCUCGGCGCGGGCCCAUGCGGCCGCGGCCGCCGCCGGCCGGGCCUCCACCCCGACGCUGACCCUGCCGCCCGGCUCGCGCGCCCACUACCCCGGUGCGGCUUACGAUCCGGUGGUCGGCAUCGGCUCCAUCUCGGCCGGGUCUUCCAGCAGCUCGCUCUCCCGGUCGCCGCAUUCCCCCAUGCCGGCCCUGGCUCCCAUCAGCAUGCUGUCCCUCAGCCAGGAGGGGGGCGACGGCGUGUCCCCCAUCUCGGCCUACCCCUCGGCAUCGGACUCCGGCGCGCCCGGCCCCGACCCCUCGACCGUCGAGCAGCACGGCGGCCUGCCCCUGGCCCGGCGCUCCGGGCCGCCUCCCCGGUCUCCCAUGGCCACCGUCGACAACCAGCCCCCGUCGGAGGAUUUCGACAGCGGCACCGAGAGCGACGAAAGCACCUACAUGAUGCUGGCCCCGCCUGCCGAGGUGCCGCCCGCGCUGCCGGCCGUGGCCGUGUCACCGGCCCCGGCCCUGGCCGCCCGGCGGAUAUCCUUCCAGGCGGCGCCGCAGCUCCACCUCCGCGGCCCCUCGGCCACCGGGACCGGCUCCGGUGCUGGCCUGCACGAGGGCAUGGCCGGUCUGCCAGGCAGCGGGACCAUCGGGCCCGGGUCUGCCGGCCCCACUGCUCCGGGCAUUGCCCCGCUCAGCCUCGAUCACCUGUCGGCCGACUUGUCGGACACAUCGCUGGCCUCCUCGCGCGCCAGCUCCAGCAUCUCCUCCCCGGGCAUCCUCCCCUCGCAGGGGGCUCUCAGCGAAUUCCACAACUCCUUCCCCGCCUUCGACGCGUCGCCGGUCGUCGCGCACGAGACUCUCCACCCGAUCUGCCUGAAUUCGCCCUCCUGCACCGGGCCCGAUGGCAUCCCCCGGGCCCCGCUGCUGUAUGUGUCCGAUGCCAAGCUCCCCGCGCGGGACAUCGUCCUCAUGGCGCUCUCGCGGCUGAACAAUCCCCCGGAGCUGGUGGCCUAUCCGGAUGAGGAGGAUGUGCAAUUUUUCCUGCGCGGCGCCGGGGCCGGGACCGGGGCCGGGGCCGAUGCCAGCCUCCUCGAGCCGCCCACCACCCCUUCCUACCCCCUGCGGUCGUCCACCAGCAACAAUGAGUUCUCCACUCCGGAUGCCUCCUUGACGGACCUCUCCCCGGGGUCGGGGGCGGCUCUGGCCGGUGCCGGUGCUGGUGCCGGUGCCGGUGCCGGUGCCGGUGCCAGUGUCGGGCUCGGACCCAGCGAUCCUCAGGCCGCCGGCCGGGCCCUCGCUGUGGGUGCCCUCAAUUACACCCCCUCUGGCGUGCACAUUCGCGAGCGCCUGCGCACUGGUGGGCUCGGUCGCCCACUCCUCCCCUUCGAAACGCUGCAGGACUACUCCCCGACCGAGGUCGGCCCAACUCCUCGGACCGGGGCCGGAGCUGUCACCGGUGCCGGCUCAGCAGGCCCCGGCUCCGGUGAGAUCGACUACAUCGUGGCCGACGCCGCGUGUCGUAUUCUCUUCGUCAUCAAGCGUCUCAACCCCUACUUGAACGACAGCUUCACCGGCCUGGCGGUCACCAGCCAGCUGACGUCCGACAUCCGCGCCGGCAAGAUGCUCCCCUCCGGCAAGGCAGCCAUGCUCAAGAGCACCAGCCGGCUGCUCUUCCACGCGUCCACCACCAUCGAAUCCUAUCGGGAGGUCCUUUUCGACACCCUGCACUCGAUGGAGACAUUGCUGGCCACGGUCCGCCAGCGGCCCAUGGGCCGCGACGAGGCGGCUCUCAACUACUACAAGAGCAUGCAUGACUUCCUCCUGCGCAACAUCGAGGCCACCACCCGCAGUGCCAGUGCCAAAUACGCGAGCAUCAUGUCUCACGAAGUGGAGGUCCCACUGAUCGCCGAGCUUGGAGGCUAUUGUGUGGAGGCGCCGCAGCUCGGCGCCCCGGCGGCCCUGCCCCCCCACUACACCUUCCUCCUAUGUCACCGGUGCGAGGGGUCGCAAUAUGUACCUGCCAGCCAGCUCCACCCCCGCGCCGGGACGGACUUCCCCCUGCUGCCCAAUGCCCCUGGCUCGACAACGGUCACACACCCGGCCAACUCGGCGGCCGGGGCCGGGGCCCAGGCGCGUCGGGCCUCCUCCAGCCCCGGCUGGCGGCAGGUUCUCCGCCGGGCUUCCGGCGCCGAGGAUCCGCCCGGCGGCUGGGGCGCCAGUCCCACCAGCGGCGGGGCCUCCACACCGGACAUGGAGCUCCCGUCCGAGUCCGACAGCGAGGGCGAUGCCCUGCCCCUCGGGGCCGGGGCCUCCGCCGGCCGGCCCCUGUCGCCCUCGGACCAGCCGGAGUUCGCCUCCUGCCCCAGCUGCCUGGGGUCCGGCUGCCGGGCGGCCCCGCUGAUCGACGACGACGAGCCGGUCAUGCACCAUCUGAACAAUGGGUUCCUCUUCCGCGAGUACUUCUGGUACCCGCUCCGGCGGCCGACCGGCGGCGCUCCCGGGGCCUGCCACGAUUCGCUGCUGUCGGCUGAUGCCUCCUCGCUGGCCGGCCCCGGGGCCGGGGGCGGCAUGUUCAACUUCCUCGGGAUCGACUCGCGCUUCGGGCCUCUCUGUGUGUCGGCCAUCCGCGAGCAGGGGGAUCACGCGGUUUCCGGGGCCACUUCCUCCGGCACCGGGGGCGUUGCCUCCGGGACCGGUGGCGAUCGCCUGCGCGUGCUCAUCUGGACCAGCGACGGGUGCUUCGUGCGCUUCAUGCCGCUCACCUCGCUCACCCACCUGCGCGGGGAUGUCCUGGCGGAAAUCCUCUCCAAGCGCUACUCCACCGACAACUGCCUCACGUGGAUCCCGGAUGUCGGAGCCGGCGGCGCCGCGGCGCUCCGUGCCCAGGGCCUGGCCGGGGGCGCCGGCCCGGGCGGCCUCACGUCCAUGCUCUCGCGUCGGACCCCGGGGCUCGGGUCUGGCGGGUCGUCCACCGCCUCCUCCGGUGCUGCCAGUGCCUCCGGUUCCGGAAGCGGCAAAGGGGCCCAUACCCCGAGCUCCGGGCCUGGCGGUCAUCGGGUUCCGGCCAUCUCCCUCAGCGAAGCCCUCCUGCAGUUGGAGCACAAGCAGAGUGAGGUCCGGUACAAGUUCGGCGUGCUCUACGUUCGCGACGGCCAGGUCCGCGAGGAGGAAAUGUUCGGCAACACCCAAUCCAGCCAAGACUUCGAGGACUUCCUCGGCCUGCUGGGCGACCGCAUCGAGCUCAAGGGCUGGUCGCACUACAAUGCCGGCCUGGAUGUCGAGUUCGUCAACCAGCAGAACGCCGCCUACCGGGCUCCUUCCUUCCGGGAGAAGUUCAAGAAGAGCCGCUCCUUCCAUCUGGAGCGCCUGGUCGAGGACUACCUGCCCGAGGCCUCGCUCCCCUCUUCAUAUUCUUCCACGUCGCUCUACUCGACCACCUCGUCUGCAUCGGGCUCUUUGCCGGACAAGUCGCCUGGCAGCCCGUCCGGCUUUCCGCGGUCAGUCUCCUCGAAGUUCCUCAACUUCGCUCGGCGCCCAAAGCGUCAGGCCUCCACCGGAUCGCUGUCCGUCUCGUCAUCCUCGUCAUCCAUUUCCCUCAACACCGACAUGCGAUCAGCCUCCUUCUCCGGCUCGAGCGGUCCCGGCCCGGCGGGUGGCCACCAUAGCACCGGGUCUCUUCCGCACACCUGA